This is a messenger RNA of Stylonychia lemnae, 1236 nucleotides long. Lineage: Eukaryota; Ciliophora; Spirotrichea; Sporadotrichida; Oxytrichidae. The record is from the annotation of a GenBank genome assembly.
AUGAAGCUCAAACACUAAAAUUCGAAAAAUCAUUACGCUAAUUUGGGCAAGGCAGCUUACUGCUCAGUUGGGUUCCUCAUUCUUUACACAGCUUUGAACCCUACAUAGAACGUAUAUACAUAGAUCAUGUCUAGCAACAACUAUGAUAAACUGGGCUUUUUUUGCUUUGCUUUGAACUCACUGUUCUAUGGCUUAGGCUGCUUAUCAGCAUCAUAUAUAGUAGACAGAUUAGGCGUGAAGUUUUGUCUAUCAAUUUCAGCAAUUUCUGAUACUGUAUGGAUAUUAGCUAUUAUACCUCCUGCAUUAUCUUCUGAUAAAACAUCUGAUGAUGAUAUGUUUUAUACAAGCGAUGGCUUUAUUUAUACGACAUAAAUAUUAAUUCAAAUAAUUCAAGGCUUUUGUCUCGGUCUUAAAUGGGUUGCUGGUAGUAAAUACAUUUCAGAAUGUGCUACAGAGGAAACAAAAGGCUUUUAUUUUAGCUUUUACUGGGGAUUGUUUAUGGUAUCAAUGGUCCUUGGCAGUUUGAUAGCAGCUUUUGUUUCAAUCUAUUUUGAAUAGGCAACAUAUCUUCUAUUUAUGGCUGGGAUUGCUGCGCUAUCUGUAAUAAUUUUCGCUACUCUGACCAAACCUAUUCCCUAAGAAAGAUAUUUACUGGUAGAUAAUGAUGAUUAUCAGAGUGAAAAAGAAAAAAUAAUACUCCAAAAAAGUGAUAGUUUAUAAAUCAAUGGAGCUAAUAAUGGCAGCUAAGAAAUUCUUCAGCAAGAUGUAAAACAUGAUUAAUAAAAUAACACCAACCAUAAUAAUAAAAUAGUGACUGUUUAAAAUUAAAAUGUUGCAGUAACUCCGAUAUCGUUUAGAUAAGAGUUAAAAGAAGUUCUACUCCUCAUAAAAUCAAAAAGAAUGCUGCCUUUGAUACCAUAGCUAAUAUGGGUGGGCAUAAGUAUUGCUGUUUAUUCUGGGAUAUUUGUUAUUAUAAUCAUUGAUACACAAACUAAGGGAGAUGACUAGUAAAAAUUUUCUAACUCAAUGCUUGCAUUGGUUUCAUUAGGAGCUGGUGAAAUAGCAGGUAGUAUUCUUUCAGGCUGGAUGAUAGAUAAAUAUGGAAAUAAAAAGACUGUUAUAAUGAAUAUUUUCUUAGUUUUUAUUCAAACUUGUCUGAUGAUAGCUUUCUUGAUAGAAUAUAAGUAUUCCUGGUUAACUUUUGUUUUGACAUUUACUUGGGGUUUCAUUGGGUGA